Messenger RNA from Psammomys obesus (fat sand rat), 432 nucleotides. It is a transcript of the gene Kcne5, whose product is annotated as potassium voltage-gated channel subfamily E regulatory subunit 5. Gene Ontology annotation, cellular component: membrane. NCBI's taxonomy places the organism in Eukaryota, Metazoa, Chordata, Mammalia, Rodentia, Muridae. The transcript has a single exon. Bases 1 to 432 code for a protein of 143 amino acids. The record is from RefSeq and is a predicted model, not a curated record. Gene Ontology annotation, biological process: negative regulation of delayed rectifier potassium channel activity; membrane repolarization during action potential; regulation of heart rate by cardiac conduction. Gene Ontology annotation, molecular function: potassium channel regulator activity; voltage-gated potassium channel activity involved in ventricular cardiac muscle cell action potential repolarization; delayed rectifier potassium channel activity.
AUGAACUGCAGCGAGAGCCAAAGGCUGCAAACCCUCUUGAACCGCCUGCUACUGGAGCUGCACCAUCGGGGCAACGCCAGCGGCCUGGGCAUUGGCCCCGGCCCGAGCAUGGGCAUGGGGGUCGUAACUGACCCUUUUGUGGGCCGCGAGGCGACCAGCUCCAAGGGCAACGAUGCUUAUCUCUACAUCCUACUCAUCAUGAUCUUCUAUGCCUGCCUAGCUGGAGGCCUCAUCCUGGCCUACACCCACUCCCGCAAGCUGGUUGAGGCCAAAGAGGAGCCACCCCUGGCCUGUGUCUCCGAGCAGGAAUGGGUCCCAGACACCUGCGCAUCCGCAGACCCGGAGAACUGCCAGGGCUUGCUGGCUGAGGGUGGCCACCAUCUUGCACCCGGAGAGCUGCCUGGGCUGGCUCAGGGCGCUGAAAGGGUCUAG